AUGAUUGAUUCAAAAUUUGAUAAUAUAAAAUUAAAAAAUAUUAAUUUCUAUCCAUCUUUAAAUCAUCAAACAUUAUCAUCAGUAACAAUAAAUAUUUUAUAUAAACCACAAGUACAAGUUACAAUUGAUAGUGAUAAUGAUACUUUAAAACAAGGUGAUGAAGUUAGACUUAUAUGUAAUGUUAAUUCAAAACCAGAACAUAGUGGUAAAUAUACAUGGUAUCAUAAUAAUGGACUUCUUAAAAAAGCAACAAAAAAAGUUUUAUAUAUUGAACAUCUAAUACCAGAUGAUCAUAAUUCACGUUUUACAUGUCGUGUAAAUAAUGCAUUAGGAUCUGGUUCUAAUAAAAUAUUAUUAAAUGUUAAAUAUGAGCCUAAAUUUAUAAGUUCAUCACAAGUAAAAAUUGUUAAUCAAAAUGAAAUGGCAGAAUUUUAUUGUGAAACACAUGGUAAUCCAAAACAUAGAAUAUAUUGGAGAAAAUCUGGUGAUGAACAAAUAAUACAUGAAGGUUCAAAUUUUACAAUUAAAAAUGUAAAAAAGUGGCAAACAGUACGUGCAAAUGAUACAGUAUUUGUUAAUCAUGAAUCAAUUGCAACAUUAUCAUGUGAAUUUCAUGGAUAUCCAAAACCUGGUGAUAUUAUAUGGACAUUUAAUGGUGAAAAUAUUAUCACUAAUAGACCAAGUAAAAGGUUUAAUGUUAUUCAAAUUGAUAAAAAUUAUGGUGUUGAUAGUAAAUUAAUUAUUUAUAAUCUUGAAAGUAAAGAUUCAGGCAAUUAUAAUUGUACUGCUUUAACAAUAUAUACAACUGUAACAACAACUAUAUCAUUACAUUCAUAUACUUUUAUUUAUCAAGUAACAUUUAUUACAACAGAUAUAAAUUUAAGUUAUGCUACAACUAUUCUUAGAUAUGAUGGUAUUAAUACAAGAACAUUUUGUAGUAAUGAUAAAAGUCAUUUAUGA
Molecule: messenger RNA, 960 nt
Organism: Strongyloides ratti
Lineage: Eukaryota; Metazoa; Nematoda; Chromadorea; Rhabditida; Strongyloididae
Product: Poly-glutamine tract binding protein 1
Exons: 3
Coding region: 1-960 (319 amino acids)
Biological process (GO): cell-cell adhesion
Cellular component (GO): cell-cell junction
Molecular function (GO): cell adhesion molecule binding
Source: RefSeq, a predicted model, not a curated record